CUUGGAUAUACAGUGUGAUGAUGUUGGGGCAAUGAUGAAAUGAUAAAUAGACGUCCAUGUCUCCCACUGUUUUUCACUUUAUAUCCCUCUCCUCAUCACCCUUUCAGUCUUCCUCCCCCAUCCCAUCUCAAAACAAUCCCAAAUUACUAGCAUCACGAUGCAGACCUUUGGAAGCUUCCUCGUUGCAUUCCUGUCGGCCUCCCUGGCUGCUGGAACGCCUGUCCCCAACCCCGAGCCGAGUUCUUUUGAGCUUCACCAGACUCGCAACGCCAACUUCAAGCCCAACGGUGCCGCAGCUCUCGCGAAGGCCUACACCAAGUACGGCAAAGCUGUUCCUGCCAACAUCCAGGCUGCUGCGGAGCGUGGCCACGCCAAACAGAAGCGUGUUAGUGGUAGUGCCACCGCCAACUCCAUCUCUGGCGACCUGGAGUACACUGUUGCUGUCAAGAUUGGCACUCCUGCCCAGACUCUUCAGCUCGACUUUGAUACUGGCUCCUCUGACCUCUGGGUCUUCUCCAGCGAGACCCCCAGCUCCCAGUCCAGCGGCCACCACAUCUACAGCCCCUCCAAGAGCAGCACCUCCAAGAAGCUGAGUGGUUCUACUUGGUCCAUCACCUACGGUGACCAGUCUUCCUCCUCUGGCGACGUCUACACCGAUACUGUUACCGUCGGUCCCCUUACUGUCAAGACCCAGGCUGUCGAGUCUGCUCAAAAGGUCUCUGCCCAGUUCGCCUCUGGCAGCAACGACGGUCUCUUGGGUCUUGCUUUCAGCACCCUCAACACUGUCAAGCCUACCAAGCAAAAGACCUGGUUCGACAACAUCAAGUCUACUCUUGACUCUGAUCUCUUUGUUGCCGAUCUCCGCCACAACACUGCUGGCUCCUACACUUUCGGUGCCAUUCCCUCUGCCGCUACCAACAUUGGCUACACAACCCUUGACAAAUCUCAGGGCUUCUGGGGCUUCUCUACCACCACUGACUACGGUGAUGCCAGCGGCUCCAUUGCCGACACUGGUACCACCCUUCUUCUCGUCCCCGAUGAGAUCAUCAACAACUACUACGGCAACGUUCAGAGCGCUCGCUACGACAACAACGAGGGUGGUGUCGUGUUCGACUGCAGCGAGACCCUCCCCGAUUUCCACUUCACCGUUGGGGGCAAGACCAUCCGCAUCCCCGGUUCCUACAUCAACUACGCCCCCGACAACAGCGGUUCUUGCUUCGGUGGUAUCCAGUCCUCUAGCGGUAUCGGAAUCAACAUCUUUGGUGACAUUGCUCUCAAGGCUGCCUAUGUUGUCUUUGAUGAUGCCAACAACAGACUUGGCUGGGCCCAGAAGGUCUAAAGAUGAAUAAAUCUUGUAUAUAUCAUGAAAACCGUCAUAUAGUAUAUAAAAAGCCAAUACAGUAUAAUUUUUCACAUUGCCCUGUUUCAGCUUUCGGUUGUAUUUCUCUAUUUGGAACCUUACGUCACCUUGCCAAGGUAUAUUCAUUACACCAGUAGAUAAAAAAAGGAGCCAAAACCCCGACGGGGCUUUGUGGGAGGCCGAUCAGCGGGCCGUUGCGAACACCCACAGUGCAACGUUUCUUGGUCGUAUUUCUAAUAAAGCUGGAGUAAGCUGCCUCUAGGACUAGUUAAUGAUGACGUUCUUUCUUGUUAUUACUUGCAUGCUUAUACUAUGCAGGUGCACGUUGCUAUCACGGAAUCCGGCUGCGUCGGAACAGAUAGUCAGGCUCUGGGUUUUCUGCAAUCAAAAAAACAAAGAGGCCCCCAUCUUAUGCGAGCUCGAUGGGGGCCGGCAGUUGUAAAUCAAACAUGUGUUUGUGGAUCUCGGCCUCGGCAGCUUUGCUACAUCGAACGCCACAUUUCAAGAAAGAGUUGACGAUGAUGCUGAUUUGGGACAACCAAGGCUGUAUAUAUAGCCUGAGACAAGGCUACAUAAAGAGACGGACCAAACACAGGGAAUUUAAGGUAGUAUUACGCUAACAUAGAACAUCAC
[Torrubiella] hemipterigena is the source of this 1993-nucleotide messenger RNA. The record is from the annotation of a GenBank genome assembly. NCBI's taxonomy places the organism in Eukaryota, Fungi, Ascomycota, Sordariomycetes, Hypocreales, Clavicipitaceae.